This is a messenger RNA of Leptinotarsa decemlineata (Colorado potato beetle), 1695 nucleotides long. Its product is annotated as organic cation transporter protein. Gene Ontology annotation, cellular component: membrane. The record is from RefSeq and is a predicted model, not a curated record. Gene Ontology annotation, biological process: transmembrane transport. Gene Ontology annotation, molecular function: transmembrane transporter activity. Lineage: Eukaryota; Metazoa; Arthropoda; Insecta; Coleoptera; Chrysomelidae.
UGCAAAAUGGCAACGAGAAACCACCUGAACCAAAGGAAAUAGAAGAAGACACAGAUAUAAUCGAGAAGAGUAUAGGAGUUUUAGGACGAUGGCAUAUAUGGGUAUGCUUCGUAAUAUUUCUAGUGAAAUUUCCAGUGGCCUGGCAUCAGCUGAGUAUAGUUUUUGUGGCUCCACGGGUGGAUGUUUAUUGCAUCGAUAACAAUACAGAUGUAUGCUCGAAAAACUGUCAGAAUUACCUGUUCAACACGUCUAUUUUCACACAAACCAUAGCAACAGAAUGGAAUCUCAUAUGCGACAAAGAAUAUUUGGUGAAACUAGCACAGACUGUGACUAUGCUUGGAAUUUUAUUUGGGAAUAUGAUAUUUGGAUAUCUAUCAGACAGAUUUGGCAGAAGAAACCCAUUGGUGUGCGCAGUAAUUAUCCAAGGAAUUUGUGGACUGUCAGCUGCAUUCUCACCAUGGUUUUCACUAUUCUUGGUAAUGCGUUUUUUAGCAGCCCUCGCAACUGGAGGGACCAUGAUCACUAGUUUUGUUCUCAUUAUGGAAAUUGUGGGUACACAGUGGAGGACAGUUGUAGGUAUACUGUACCAAAUUCCUUUCAACUUGGGACAUCUUCUCAUGCCUUUGAUCAGUUAUUACCAACGUGACUGGAGAAGUUUUCAGGCAGCUAUAUCAGCGCCUUCUUUGGCUCUUAUCAUUUACUUCUGGAUUCUACCAGAAUCUCCCAGAUGGCAGUUGGCAAUGGGAAACAAAGAAUCUGCCUUAAAAACAUUAAAAAAUGCUGCAGAAUGUAAUAAACUACCAACAGAAAAAAUCGAGGAAAAUGUCGAUUCCUAUCUUGAAUGUAGGAAGGAGAAACAAACCGGCCAAAGGAAAGCCAACAUUCUGGACUUGGUUCGAACUCCAAUAAUGAGAAUGUAUACGAUUGCUGUGGGUUUCAACUGGUUGGUUUGCGGUUUAUGUUUCUUCGGUGUAUCUCAGUUUAUCGGACAAAUAGCGGGAAAUAUUUUCAUCAACGUAGCGAUAUCUGCAGUUAUUCAAGUUCCUGGUACUUUAGUUGCAUGUUGGAUUACAAAAGCUUGGGGAAGAAAGAAGACUCUCAUUUUCGCCGAUAUCGUUGCUGGAUUAUCUGUUCUAGCAAUAGUAUUGGUACCUGCAAAUACGCCCUGGAUAACUACAACUUUGGCCUCCAUAGGGAUGUUUGGCCUAGCCCUUAGCUUUCCUACGGUUUAUAUAUACUCCGGAGAACUCUAUCCGACAGUAGUGAGGAAUUUAGGAGUGGGAACUUCAUCAAUGUUUGCUAGAAUUGGAUCUAUGGUAGCUCCAUUCAUAGCUACUUUGGAUACUGUCGAACCCUGGAUUCCACCAAUUAUUUUCGGAAUCAUACCCUUGAUAGGGGCGGUACUUUGUUGCAAAUUACCGGAAACUCUGGAUUGCAAGCUGCCAGAUACUAUAGAAGAAGCUGAAGAAUUCGACAAAAGGAAAAUAAAGAAAACGAACGAUGACACUGAAAUGAAAUGACUUCUGGGUUCUUUGAAAUAUUCCUUUUCGAAAUAAUUUGAAAGUGCAGCAGCGUGGAAUUCUAAUGCAUUUUCACAGUUUUGAUAUAUACAUCAAGAAGGUAAUAGUAGGAAUGCUUUAAUGUUGGAAAAUAUACAUAUCAACAAAGUUUUGUAACAAUAAAUAUUUAUUUUUA